AUGUUCCCCGGUGUCGCCACAGAGGAGCUGCUUGUCGUCGCCGGCCCACGGUUACCUCGAGCCGCAAGGGGCGGGGUGGAGGGGCAGGGGCAGGAGGGCGCGGUUGCCUUCUCCGUUAUCAGCAUCGAACCGGAGAGGAACUCGCUCCGUGUGGGAACCCGGUCCCGGCGACCGGGUCCAGAGGAAGAGGUGGAGGUGGAGGAUGGAGGAAGGAGGGAGGGGACACGAGCCUUUGAGGAUGAGAACGAAAUGCACUGGCACCAGGUUGGAUCGAGAGCACUGGAGGUGCAGCCGUGGGCAGCCAACCAGCCGUCAUUCACAGCAGAACUCGGUCGUAUCAUCACACAUAUCACCAGGCCUCAGCUGAGCUGCUCCAGGGUUUUAUCUCCAGGUCAGGCUCAGGCAUCGCAGCCUCCUGCGGCUUCUCACCACUGGCUGUUGUGCGCUGAGGACUGGCUCCUUCCAGCUGCAGACAGACCGUGUGUCGCGUACUCCUUCAGUAUGGAUGGAAGAGAUGCAGACUUUCUAAAGACUGUGUUGGGGCUAGGAUGUGAAGUGCACAGUUUUGAUCCCAGCAACUCCAAUACAUCCAAUGGUCACCUUGGCAACAGUUUGGCUAGUAACCAUGGUGACGGAGGUGUGGUCAGCCAGCACAAGAUGUGGCUGGAGUGGCGCGCUCCAAGGAAGCGCAAGCACAAGACAAGAGGAAACCUGAGUAGUGUUUCUCAAACACUGGCACAUAUCAUGACAGCUCUGGGGCAUCACACAGUUCACUUUUUGUAUGCUGACCUGCUCAGCGCUGAGUGGCGUGUUUUCCAGAACUGGAUCGAGUCAGGAACUCUGCAGAGUGUCCAUCAUCUGGUUGCCACAGUACACCUGCAAUGGCCAGGGUUUGAGGUGGGAGGAAGCGAUGAGGAAGUGCUCCGCUAUUGGUUCAGCAUCCUACAGGGUCUCCAAGCUUCUGGACUCAAGCUGGUCCAUAGCUCUGCAGGAGAGGGUCACAGUGUCCUAAAACGAACAGUAGCAAAUGCUCACAGCUCCUACACACUCAGCUGGGUCAACACAAGAAACUGACACUCACAUGAAGCAUGAGCACAGGUGUACACACAUGACUAGACAUUAUGGAUGUCCUAAGACAAAAAGGAGAGGGGACUUACAAUAGUAAGUGGAGUUAGUCUAUGAACUUUUCAUUUUCCGGCACAUGCAUUUCUUAACAUGACAUCUCCCUCUAGUGGAGAUGAAAGGAUUUUAUUUUUCAUGACUCCACCCUCAGAGGGAAAUAAUGUUGUGUCUGAGCAUGAUACUGGCUAAUUUGACCAAAUAUGGAGCAGAGGGUGGACUUGCUGAUUUAACUGGGCAAGAGCGCAAUAAUAUAAUAAUUAGAUUUACAGAUUUUUAUUUUGUCUCACUGUCAACAGCAGAUAUAUGUAAAUGGUAGCUACUGCUCGACAGCUAUCUGGCAGGUACCAACACAUUUUCUUUUUUUUUUUUUUUAGUUGAACCAUGGUACUUGGUUGAAUCAAGUAUCGUAUCAUAUUAUUCUCAUCUAGUGUGACCCAUUUUACAUUAAUUGGAUCCAGCUCUGGUUUGAAUGUAAAUUCAACAAAUUAUGUAGAUUCAACUGAUUAUUUGAUGUAUUUGUUUUAAUAACAUGCUUUAUGUGCAAUAAUUGUUUACAUUGAAGAGAAACUUAAAUUAUAUUGAGACUGAGUGCCUACUGUGAAAUAUACAGAAAUUCUUCCAUUAUACUGAUGCAUUUUUGCACUGAACUGUGUACUGUAUAACAAAGAAAAAAACAAUGAAACUUUGUUACAAAUGUGCAUUUAUACCACAAUAAAAUCCCAAAUAAAGC
Molecule: messenger RNA, 1852 nt
Organism: Seriola dumerili (greater amberjack)
Lineage: Eukaryota; Metazoa; Chordata; Actinopteri; Carangiformes; Carangidae
Product: methyltransferase-like protein 24
Exons: 6
Coding region: 1-1074 (357 amino acids)
Source: RefSeq, a predicted model, not a curated record